UGUGCCCAUGGCUGGUUUGGGGCGGACUGUGCUCAGCCCUGUGCGUGUUUGAACGGUGGUGUGUGUGACCGUCACAGUGGAGAGUGCAGCUGUGGCCCGGGCUGGGUAGGACAGCACUGUCAGACAGGUAAGGAACAAGAAUCCUAACCAUGUUGCCCUAAGACCUGUACUUUCUUGUACUCUGACCUGAUUUAUUGAGUGUGUACGUGUGUGUUUCUGUGUGUCUUGUCAAUGUUGUUGUAUGUGUAUUUAUGUGUGUGAUCAGGGUUGGGUUGUAACAGAUUACAUAUAAAUCGGGAUUAAAUUAAUCCGAUUACAAAAAUGAAGUAACUGUAAUCAGCCUGGAUUACAAAACUUUUUUUUUUUUUACACGGAUUACUGUUACAUUUAUAAAAACAUCUGAUUUCAUCUAAAUUUGUCAGAAUUUCAGUUCUUUAGCGCACCCUCAAGACUUCUCACAUGUUCUCAUCUCAGCAAGAUUAUAUUGUCCUGCAAAUCACCCAUCAAGGGUGGAUGGAUUAUUUUGUAUUCAGACUGGUUGAAUGAAUAGGUGUCUUCCAAAACAUUUAUACAUGGCCCACUGGUCAAUCAGAGUCAUCUGGACUCCACAGAGGUCCUUCUUGCUGCUUUGUAGCCUAUUUACAGUUCACUUUCACUCUCUCCCCUUUGUGUGCUGGGGUAGCAGGAGAGAAAAAUGCUUUCUGGUUGCACAACAUUUCAAAAUGCAAUCGUGGGAAAAACAUUGUUUUAAGCAAACCAAUUUUGCUACUAUUAUUAUCAACUCUUAUUAUUGAGGGAAGGACACUUACGUCGGCCAUUCACAGUGAGUGCAUAAAAUGUAUGGUUAGAUAUCAAUUACACGGCUAACUAUCAGCCAAAUUUCACUUAGCAACCUAGCCAACUACUUUCUCAGGUAUUGCCAGAUGUUUAUAUUCCCACUUAGCAACAAGCACUUAGCGGGCAGGCGGUCCUUCAGAGUAAUGGCUCUGCGGUGCGACAGCAGAGCUGCCUGUCAGCUAAACAGAUAAGGGGCCCACGACAGAAUGCUUUUACUGAUUUAGCAGCCACUCUCAUCCCACUGGUGAGACAUUUUCUUACAUUUACAUUUUAGUCAUUUAGCAGACGCUCUUAUCCAGAGCGACUUACAGUUAGCACAUACAUUAUUUUAUCGAACCCACAACCCUGGCGUUGCAAAUGCCAUGCUCUACCAACUAAGCUACAUCCCCUGCCGGCCAUUCUCUCCCCUACCCUGGACGACGCUGGGCCAAUUGUGCACCGCCCCAUGGGUCUCCCGGUCGCGGCCGGCUACGACAGAGCCUAGAUUCGAACCAGGAUCUCUAGUGGCACAGCUAGCACUGCAAUGCAGUGCCUUAGACCACUGCACCACUCAGGAGAGACACUGCCUAGUCACACUACAGCUGCCCCUUUAGGCAAGCCACUUUAUUCAGCAUCAAGCCAGUUGCAUGCCUGCUCCCCAUCCCAGAUUUGUCACGAUCGUCGUAUGGAGUAGACCAAUGCGCAGCGUUAGUUGCGAACAUACUUCUUUAAUAAGUGAAAGCACGAACAAAACAAGAAAACGAUAACGUGACAGUCAACGGUCAAACACAAACCAACUCGAACAAGAUCCCACAAAACACAAAGGGCAAAUAGACAGUUUAAAUAUGGCUCCCAAUCAGAGACAACCAGCCACAGCUGACACUCGUCGCCUCUGAUUGGGAGUCACUCUGGCCAACAUAGAAACAACACAACUAGAACUCCCGACAUAGAAAUACAACACAUAGAAUGAACACACCCUGGCUCAACAUAUAGAGUCCCAGAGCCAGGGUGUGACAGUACCCCCCCUAAAGGCGCGGACUGCGACCGCGCCUCAACUAGAACCAAACAGGGGAGGGAUGGGUGGGCAUUCCUCCUCGGCGGCGGUUCUGGCUCCGGGCUUGCCCACCACCCUCCAAUAAUCCCCCCAUAGCGCCCCUGGUCCGAUCUGGCCCCGCUGGCUGGAGCUGAACUGGACAUAGUAGGAGCGGAUAGCUUCAGCUCCGGUGUGGAGCAGCCGACCAGUACCUGAUCAGGCACCGGUGACCCAGGCACGGGUUGUGCCGGACUGACGACGCGCCUCCCUGGCUUGGUGCAUGGAGCAGGAACGGACCGGACCGGGCUGACGAUGCGCACCCCUGGCCUGGUGCGAGGAGCAGCAACGGGCCGGACCGGGCUGAAGAUACGCACCCCUGGCUUGGUGCGUGGAGGAGGAACGGGCCUUACCAGGCUGACGACUCGUACCCCUGGCUUGGUGCGUGGAGGAGGAAUGGGCCUUACCAGGCUGACGUCUCGCACCCCUGGCUUGGUGCGAGUAGCAGGAACAGGCCGGGCCGGGCUGGCGACGCGCACCGUAGGCUUGGUGCGAGUGGCAGGAACAGGCCGGGCCGGGCUGGCGACGCGCACCGUAGGCUUGGUGCGAGUGGCAGGAACAGGCCGGGCCGGGCUGGCGAUGCGCACCGUAGGCUUGGUGCGAGUGGCAGGAACAGGCCGGGCCGGGCUGGCGAUGCGCACCGUAGGCUUGGUGCGAGUGGCAGGAACAGGCCGGGCCGGCGACGCGCACCGUAGGCUUGGUGCGAGUGGCAGGAACAGGCCGGGCCGGAAUGGCGACGCGCACCGUAGGCUUGGUGCGAGGGGCAGGAACAGGCUGGGCCGGGCUGGCGACGCGCACCGUAGGCUUGGUGCGAGUGGCAGGAACAGGCCGGGCCGGGCUGGCGACGCGAACCGUAGGCUUGGUGCGAGGGGCAGGAACAGGCCGGACCGGGCUGUGGAGACGGAUAGGAGACCUGGAGUGAAGAGCGGCCACAACCCGUCCCGGCUGAAUGCCUACCUUCACACACUCUGUGUGAGGCAUCCGCACAGGACGUACAGGGCUGUGUACCCGUACUGGCAUAACAGCACGUGACACUGGAGCAGGAUAUCCGGGACCGAGGAGAGGCAUUGGAGACCACGAGCGCUGAGCCGGCACACUCCGUCCUGGCUGCAUACCCACCUUCGCACGACACGUGCGGGGUGCUCGCACAGGACGUACCGGACUAUGCCGGACCACUCGUGGCACCGUACGCCGCUCCGCAUACCGCGGCACCUGUCCAGUCCCAUGCUGCCAUGCCUGAGUACGGGAAGUUGGUUCCGCUCUCCAUCCAGGCUCCGCCAACCUGCCUUCUGGCCCCCCAAACCCGGUGGCCUCCUCUCCAAAUCUCCCAAAUCGCCCUGUGGCAGCCUCCUGCUGCCCAGUCGCCCAUGCCGUGUGCCCCCCCCCCUAAAAAAUGUUUUGGGUUGCCUCUCGUCCGUCCGACGACGACACUGCUGACGCCGCUGCUCCUCUCUCGCCAGGGCCUUAAUCAUAGCCCAUGGCCCUUUUCCCCCGAGCAUGUCCUCCCAGGACCACACUUUGCCCACCUGGGCCACCGCCAACCUCUCCAGCUCCUUUCCUGGCGCUUCCUCCCAUGUCCAGGCAGCCUGUUCCUGGACACGCUGCUUGGUCCUGGAGUGGUGGGAUCUUCUGUCACGAUCGUCGUAUGGAGUAGACCAAUGCGCAGCGUUAGUUGCGAACAUACUUCUUUAAUAAGUGAAAGCACGAACAAAACAAGAAAACGAUAACGUGACAGUCAACGGUCAAACACAAACCAACUCGAACAAGAUCCCACAAAACACAAAGGGCAAAUAGACAGUUUAAAUAUGGCUCCCAAUCAGAGACAACCAGCCACAGCUGACACUCGUCGCCUCUGAUUGGGAGUCACUCUGGCCAACAUAGAAACAACACAACUAGAACUCCCGACAUAGAAAUACAACACAUAGAAUGAACACACCCUGGCUCAACAUAUAGAGUCCCAGAGCCAGGGUGUGACAAGAUUAUUAUUAUAUUUUCUAUAUAUUGGAUGUCAUGGCAAUUUCAAAACAUGUUUUUGGAAAAGUACUUUAAGUGAUUAGGUGUUGGCACAAUUCUAUCAGGAUCUGGGUCCACAGGUGACAACAAAUAAAUCAAAUCAAAUUGUAUUGGUCGUAUACAACUGGCGGGCUUCUCAAACAGUGCAAUGGAGACAAAAGUGAACAAUUAAAUAAGUGACAGUAAAUAUAAAAUAUAGUAAUACUCCAAAUAAUACUUAGAAAACACUAAGGAAACUACAAAAGAGGCAUGCUGAUAAAAGAGAAUAAGAUUAAAUAAGUUUACAUACUCCUUAGCCAAAUACAUUUAAACUCAGUUUUUCACAAUUCCUGACUUUUAAUCCUAGUAAAAAUUCCCUGUCUUGGGUCAGUUAGGAUCACCACUUUAUUUUAAGAAUGUGAAAUGUCAGAAUAAUAGUAGAGAGAAUUAUUUAUUUCAGCUUUUAUUUCUUUCAUCACAUUCCCAGUGGGUCAGAAGUAUACAUACACUCAAUUAGUAUUUGGUAGCAUUGCCUUUAAAUUGUUUAACUUGGGUCAAACGUUUCAGGUAGCCUUCCACAAGCUUCACACAAUAAGUUGGGUGAAUUUUGGCCCAUUCCUCCUGACAGAGCUGGUGUAACUGAGUCAGGUUUGUAGGCCUCCUUGCUCGCACACACUUUUUCAGUUCUACCCACAAAUGUUCUAUAGGAUUGAGGUCAGGGCUUUGUGAUGGCCACUCCAAUACCUUGACUUUGUUGUCCUUAAGCCAUUUUGCCACAACUUUGGAAGUAUGCUUGGGGUCAUUGUCCAUUUGAAAGACCCAUUUGCGACCAAGCUUCAACUUCCUGACUGAUGUCUUGAGAUGUUGCUUCAAUAUAUCCACAUAAUUUUUCCUUCCUCAUGAUGCCAUCUAUUUUGUGAAGUGCACCAGUCCCUCCUGCAGCAAAACCCCCCCUACAGCAUGAUGCUGCCACCCACGUGCUUCACGGUUGGGAUGGUGUUCUUCGGCUUGCAAGCGUCCCCUUUUUCCUCCAAACAUAACGAUGGUCAUUAUGGCGAAACAGUUCUAUUUUUCUUUCAUCAGACCAGAGGACAUUUCUCCAAAAAGUAUGAUCUUUGUCUCCAUGUGCAGUUGCAAACCGCAGUCUGGCAUUUUUAUUUAUGGCGGUUUUUGGAGCAGUGGCUUCUUCCUUGCUGAGCGGCCUUUCAGGUUAUGUCGAUAUAGGACUCGUUUUACUGUGGAUAUAGAUACUUUUGUACCUGUUUCCUCCAGCAUCUUCACAAGGUCCUUUGCUGUUGUUCUGGGAUUGAUUUGCACUUUUCACACCAAAGUACGUUCAUCUCUAGGAGACAGAACGCGUCUCCUUCUGGAGCGGUAUGACGGCUGCGUGGUCCCAUGGUGUUUAUACUUGCAUACUAUUGUUUGUACAGAUUAACGUGGUACCUUCAGGCAUUUGGAAAUUGCUCCCAAUGAUGAACCAGACUUGUGGAGGUCUACAAUAUUUUUUCUGAGGUCUUGGCUGAUUUCUUUUAAUUUUCCCAUGAUGUCAAGCAAAGAGGCACUGCGUUUGAAGGUAGGCCUUGAAAUACAUCCACAGGUACACCUCCAAUUGACUCAAAUGAUGUCAAUUAGCCUAUCAGAAGCUUCUAAAGCCAUGACAUCAUUUUCUGGAAUUUUCCAAGCUGUUUAAAGGCACAGUCAACUUAGUGUAUGUAAACUUCUGACCCACUGGAAUUGUGAUACAGUGAAUUAUAAGUGAAAUAAUCUGUCAGUAAACAAUUGUUGGAAAAAUUACUUGUGUCAUGCACAAAGUAGAUGUCCUAACCGACUUGCCAAAACUAUAGUUUGUUAACAAGACAUUUGUGGAGUGGUUGAAAAAUGAGUUUUAAUAACUCCAACCUAAGUGUAUUACAUUUUUUUACAUUUUAGUCAUUUAGCAGACGCUCUUAUCCAGAGCAAUUUACAGUUAGUGAGUGCAUAAUUAUUUUAUUUUUUUCAUACUGGCCUCCCGUGGGAAUCGAACCCACAACCCUGGCGUUGCAAGCUCCAUGCUCUACCAACUGAGCUACACUUCCGACUUCAACUGUAUCUGUCUAUAAUGCUUGGGAAUAACAAAAAUUAAAAUACAAUAAUUUUUUGCUCUGAAAACUUGGGGGAUCAAAUAAAAUAACCCGCAUGUCAAAUUCAGCCCACGGGCCACCAUUUGGGGAACCCUGGUCUUUGCUUUUUACAAUUUGUUGAUGAGAGAUAUCAUUGCCUAAUUUACAGCUUAAACUUUGUGAGUGUUAAAUAGGCUAGAUAGCACAUCUUUCUUUUUACUUUAUUCACACAAUUUGUUUAUAAGAAGAGAUGUAGCAUAGUUUAUAGAUUUAUUUUGAAAGGUUUAAGGCUAAAUGUAUGUCUGUUUCUUGCUCUGUUGUUUUUUAACUUGUGUUAGCCUAUAUGAAAGCUUACAGGCACUUUCUUUUUGCAAUUCUAAUAUCUUUAUCAUGUUGCCUUCGGUUCUCGUUUUUAUUUAUCAAAAAAAGACAGUAAUCAAAACAGUGGAUGUGUUUGUGUAUGCUUAAUCAUAACAGUAACAACAGCCUAAUCAAUUAAUCAUGUUUUUUGUGGUGUAGCCAACAGAAGGCUAUUGGCUCCAAUCCAAGAUGUAAGCGCUCUGUCUAGCAGUUGAAUAUGAGAAGCAGCAGUGCAGACGAGAAUAAGCACUUUGAUGACGGCAGUUAAAAAUGUUAAUGUUUUUUGUGCGCUUGUGCCCUUAACAGCAUGUGAGGCCGGCCUGUUUGGCCCAGGGUGUGAGGAGCAGUGUCGAUGUAACCAUAGGCCCGUGUGUGACCACGUCAGCGGAGUGUGUGUGUGUCCUCCUGGCUGGAGGGGACCUCUGUGUGACAGAGGUAAGGUCAGAUUGCUGACCUAGUAUCAGAUUAGCCUUUUAGAUUAUAUAAUGAAUGAGAUUACAUGGACAGGGGAGACCUUAUUAUACAUCAGCACUCCCACUCUGAAGCUACUACGAAUGUAUAGAACCUAUUCAUCACAAGGAGCUGUAUAUACUGUCAAUCAUAAGCAACAGACCGCACGCAUUGACUUAAUUGAAUGUAUGUGAUUUCCACGUUCACCACAGCCUGUCUACCUGGCUCCUAUGGGAAGGACUGUGUGCUACGCUGUAACUGUCCCCACGGCACUUCCUGCAACCACGUUUCUGGCGAGUGUGGCUGUCCCCCUGGAUUCACUGGCAACGGCUGUGAGCAGAGUGAGUGAUUUGGGGCAGACGAAGGCUAGUAAAGAUAUGUUGUAUAAUGUACUGCUUUGCAUGAAUUGUGUUGCAUUGCGUGUAACAAACGAAUCAACUCUGCAGUGACGCAUGCAAUGAUUUAAAGACUGCUGUUUAGCAACCCAACAAGUUAGCAUUCGUUUGGUGAUACAGUGUGGUGUGUCAUGGUGUAAGUGGCUGUAGAGCGAGCUCUAGUCUAGCCUAGAAGCCAGAGGGAUAGGAGAGUAGGGCAAUGAAGAACACAGAAUGCUAUGCCCACGUUUGAAUACUUCAGAAAUUCUUCCUCCCUUCCCUGGUUCCUUGAGGUAAGCGCCGAUCUAUAAGAAUCUUUAAGUGAUACUUUCACCAAUCCAACCAUUUCAGAUCUGUGAUAACCCCAAGGAAGGAAGGAAGGAUAUGUUUCUGAAGUAUUUGAAAAAAGGGCCUAUGAGGUAGAUAUGCAGUAUAUGUAUGGGGUUGCUGAAUGAAACGAUAGUAAAUAUACGUUCAGUUUCCUUAUUACUACUACCUAACAUGUAGGCACACCUUUUUGUGUAGCCUACUGAAAAAGUCCAUGUAUCAGGAUAUUGUAUGGGAGUCAACAUGUGUGUUAUGUGUUUAUUUGCCAGUAUGCCAGCCUGGCACGUAUGGACUGAACUGUAACCAGGUGUGCCAGUGCUCUGGCACCAACCAGCUGUGCCACCCUGACACCGGCCUCUGCUACUGCGCCCCCGGUUACCAUGGUUACAAUUGUAAUCAAGGCAAGCACCCCAUCACACACAUAAACGCACAGAUACACAUUUCCUAUACCAAUGUCACAAAGAAAUUCCACUAUUGAAAGUUGAACUUACAAUAGUCAUAGGUAGGGCCAGGAGAUUUUCCACAAUGUGACCUGAUCAGGAAACACUCUUGACCUUAGUUAUGACCUCACCUGAAUAGAAAAAACGUUGAUCUUACCAGUAGGAAAUGUUUUAACACAGCUAAGUCCUGUGUGUGUUUGGCUUGACAGAGUGUGACAUAGGACGGUACGGCCCAAACUGCGAGCGUCUAUGCCAGUGUAGGAAUGCUGGUGUGUGCCAGACCACCACGGGCACCUGCCAGUGCCUGUCUGGCUACAUCGGAGCAGACUGCAACAUCAGUGAGUGCCAGCGUGUGCCAGGGGCAUGGGCAUAUCCACAGGCUACAGUUUGUUAUUUACCAAGUAUUUAUUUUAACAUUAAAAAGCAAAAUGGUAAUUAGUCAUUCAUUUUUCAUCCUAUAACACAAGCACUACCAAGUAACGUUUUGUAUGGUCUCCUCUCUUUCCCCACUCUUUUCCUCUGGUUCUACCAGCAUGCCCAUCAGGGCGUUAUGGGCAGGACUGUGCCAGGGUGGCGUUCUGUGGGGAGGGGGCACGGAGUGACCCAGAGACAGGCAGGUGUGUGUGCAAGGCCGGCCAGCGGGGAGAAGACUGUGGACAGGGUAAUACACACACACUGUAACACACACAGUUUAUUUCUGCUCCACAAUGAGUGUCAAAUGUAAUAAUCCCAUUCAUCAUGUUUUAUUGACAGUCUACGGUGUGUAUGUUUGUGUGCUUGUGUGCGUGCUGGUGUGUGUGCCUGUUUGUGUUUCUCAGGUUGUGCCCAGGGUUGGUAUGGGGAGGACUGUGGCCAGCGCUGUAACUGCCGUAACGGUGGUGUGUGUGACCCGGUCUCUGGAGGCUGCACCUGCGGACUAGGCUGGACUGGACCCAGCUGUGACAGAGGUGACCUGAGCAGACCUGGCUAUAAAUACUAUUCUAAAUCUUUCAAUUACUUUGAGCAUUUGUUUUAGCCUGCCUGUAGUGCCAGGUGGGCAUGGUUUGCACUUUUGCUUCAAUUCUAUAGGAUCCAUUGCAACAGGCAACCUUAAUCAAGCACAGACACAUUAUUUGAAAUUAUUUCAAAUAGUAUUUGAACCCAGGUCAUGACAACCAUGGUCAACAGCUCACAUUUCCCAUUCUCCUCAUUGUGUUGUGUUGUGAAUCGAUGUGAAGACUCCAUUUAAGUGCCCCUGACAUCAAAUCAAAUCAAAUGUUAUUUGUCACAUGCGCCGAAUACAACAGGUGUAGACCUUACAGUGACAUGCUUACCUACAAGCUCUUAAACAACAAUGCAGUUUUAAGAAAGAAUACAAAAAGAAAUCACACAAAAAAAUAAUAAUACGAAAUAAAAGUAACAAAUAAUUAAAGAUCAACAGUAAAAAUAACAAUAGCGAGGCUAUAUACAGGGGGUACCGGUCCUGGAUGGCAGGAAGCUUGGCCCCAGUGAUGUACUGGGCCGUACGCACUACCCUCUGUAGUGCCUUGCGGUCGGAGGCCGAGCUGUUGCCAUACCAGGCAGUGAUGCAACCAGUCAGGAUGCUCUCGAUGGUGCAGCUGUAGAACCUUUUGAGGAUCUGAGGACCCAUGACAAAUCUUUUCAGUCUCCUUAGGGGGAAUAGGUUUUGUCGUGCACACUUCACGACUGUCUUGGUGUGCUUGGACCAUGUUAGUUUGUUGGUGAUGUGGACACCAAGGAACUUGAAGCUCUCAACCUGCUCCACUACAGCCCCGUCGAUGAGAAUGGGGGUGUGCUCGGUCCUCUUCUUUUUCCUGUAGUCUCCUUUGUCUUGAUCGCGUUGAGGGAGAGGUUGUUGUCCUGGCACCACACAGCUAGGUCUCUGACCUCCUCCCCAUAGGCUGUCUCGUCGUUGUCGGUGAUCAGGCCUACCACUAUUGUGUUAUCGGCAAACUUAAUGAUGGUGUUGGAGUCGUGCCUUGCCAUGCAGUCAUGAGUGAACAGGGAGUACAGGAGGGGACUGAGCACGCACCACUGAGGGGCCCCGUGUUGAAGAUCAGCGUGGCGGAUGUGUUGUUCCUACCCUUACCACCUGGAGGCGGCCCGUCAGGAAGUCCAGGAUCCAGUUGCAGAGGGAGGUGUUUAGUCCCAGGGUCCUUAGCUUAGUGAUGAGCUUUGAGGGCAGUAUGGUGUUGAACGCUGAGCUGUAGUCAAUGAAUAGCAUUCUCACAUAGGUGUUCCUUUUGUCCAGGUGUGAAAGGGCAGUGUGGAGCGCAAUAGAGAUUGCAUCAUCUGUGGAUCUGUUGGGGCGGUAUGCAAAUUGGAGUGGGUCUAGGGUUUCUGGGAUAAUGGUGUUGAUGUGAGCCAUGACCAGCCUUUCAAAGCACUUCAUGGCUACAGACGUGAGUGCUACGGGUCGGUAGUCAUUUAGGCAGGUUACCUUAGUGUUCUUGGGCACAGGGACUAUGGUGGUCUGCUUGAAACAUGUUGGUAUUACAGACUCAGACAGGGAGAGGUUGAAAAUGUCAGUGAAGACACUUGCCAGUUGGUCAGCGCAUGCUCAGAGUACACGUCCUGGUAAUCCGUCUGGCCCUAAGGCCUUGUGAAUGUUGACCUGUUUAAAGGUCUUACUCACAUUGGCUACGGACAGCGUGAUCACAGAGUCGUCCGGAACAGCUGAUGCUCUCAUGCAUGUUACUUGCCUCGAAGCGAGCAUAGAAGUAAUGAUAUCAUGAUGAGCCCAUGACACCAUUACAUUGCUUACCCAUUACAAGGUGUUGUGUGUGUUUCUGUUGCUCUGUCAUUCAGAGUGCCCCUUAGGGAGUUACGGGGCCAACUGCAAACUGCGGUGUGAUUGUCAUAACAAUGGGACGUGCGGCAGAGUAACGGGAGAGUGCCGGUGUGACCCGGGAUACUACGGUCAUCUGUGUGAACACGGUAAGGCAGGGCCAUUCAGUUACUGCUACUAUGAGUGGAUCAAUUAAUCAUCAUAUUGAUCAUAUGAAAUAACUCAAUUUGACGCAAUCAAUGAAUCAAUGUUGAUAAAACAGUAUCAAAGGUUUGGAGGGUUAGGUUAGGCGCGUGAGAAACGAUAUAAGAAAGCUAUUCAAGGCUCUUUUCGAAUGCUCUUUUAUGUUCUAAUGUUUUACUAUCCUAACAUUCUGUUCUAUGUUCUGUCUAGCCUGCCCUGCUGGUUUCCAUGGCCACCGCUGUCAGCUCCAGUGUAAGUGUCGAGGCCACGCCCCCUGUGAUCCCAGCACAGGGCACUGUCUCUGCCCUCCUGGUUACCAUGGAUACCGCUGUGAGAAAGGUGAGAAGCAGUUUAAC
Molecule: messenger RNA, 11275 nt
Organism: Coregonus sp. 'balchen'
Lineage: Eukaryota; Metazoa; Chordata; Actinopteri; Salmoniformes; Salmonidae
Source: the annotation of a GenBank genome assembly